AUGUUGUAAACAGGGUCGCCACGGAUCUCUCUCUACUGUAAUCUCCAUUUUGAAUGUUUUUAUGGGUUAGUUUCAUGGCACGCCUCUUUUCUCAUGGCCGAAGACGAGUAAAUUGCCCGGAUUAUCCAGACGGUGUUAUGAAUUCGGACUAAAACGCUGGACGAUAUCUGACCUGCGAUCUUUGUACGCAGCUUGCGAUUUUCCUUGCUCUUCUGAAACGACCUCAGAGACUGCGGUGAAGGCUUUCGUGUUGUUGCUAAUCGCUAACAGCAGUAACGUCCAAACAAAACAAUGUCAGAUGAUGCAACAAAUCAAAUCAGGAACGUAAAUAUCAAAAGUAAUGCAAGAUGGAUCAAGGCGGACUGAAGAACGGCGCCAAGAGAGAUGAUCAUUUGAAUGCGCUGGAUUACAGCAACAGCCCAGUUGAGGGAAUUUUACGAAGCGGAAUACAAAGCGCCAUGUCUGUCGCCCCCACCUCGGUGGUUCCUCAGCCCAAUCCGCUGAUGCAGCCGGUUUCUGGGGACCUUCCCAACGGCCUGAGCAAUUCGCCCACUCUGGAGGAGCACACCACCUCUGUGUCCUCCACUCUUGGCAUCUUUGGGGAUGAUUCGGAGCUCAAAGUGGUUGGGAAGGAGCAGAGGGCACAGCAACACCAGACCCUGAGCGCUUUUACUUUGGGAGACAGCUUCUCAGGUCUGGAGGCCAGCAUCGCCGACCUCAACAGCGCAUCCCCGUCUGUGGACUCCCUGAUCGGUGGAGUCGACCCCAGUCUCUUUCAUUUAAAGACAGAGGACUUUUCUCCCAUGGAUAAAGGCGAUAUGGACCUUGACCAAGAUUCCUUCGGGCCCAUUGGGAAAGAUGUUGAUGUUGGCAAUCAUAAGCUCUUUAGUGACAACACUCUGGACCUCCUACAGGACUUUGAGUUGGACGGUUCGCCUUCCGAUUUCUACGUGGCGGACGACGCGUUCCUUUCCACCAUAGGUGAAGAUGCUCUGCUCGGAGACUUGCCGACAAAUACAGAAAGGGACUCGAAGACCACCGCCUCCGUGAGCAGUGCAGUCAACGGCGCGACCAUUUCCAGCCCCUCCAACAUCAACACGUCCACCGCCACCAUCAGCUUGCCCACUGUGAAGGUGGAGAAGGACUCUAUAAUUCAGCUGUGUACUCCGGGGGUCAUCAAACAGGAGAACAGCGGGACUAACUACUGUCAGACGAGUCUCCACAGCACACCCAUUAACAUUUGCGGUGUCACCACUUCAAGUGGACAGAGCUUCCUAUUUGGGGCCGGCCCAUCCACAGCUGCUGUCAGUCAGCAGAAAGAUCAGAAGCCCAUCUUUAACGUCUUCACCCCUUUGACCUCUACAGAAGACGGCUGGGGCAGGGGCCAGGGCUUCGGGAAUGCAAGCGAAAUGCAACAGAGGGCCAGCGAAUGCUUUUCCAAAAACUUCACAAACCCAUUUGCCAGACCUGAAGACAGCACUGCCACAUCCUCAGCUGCCGGGAAGUCUGGUACACACAAGAGCUGUCUUGUGUGCUCUGACGAAGCUUCAGGCUGCCAUUAUGGAGUCCUCACCUGCGGAAGCUGUAAAGUCUUCUUUAAGAGAGCAGUUGAAGGGCAACACAAUUACCUGUGCGCUGGACGGAACGAUUGCAUCAUUGACAAAAUCCGCCGGAAGAACUGCCCUGCCUGUCGUUUCCGCAAAUGCCUCAUGGCAGGCAUGAACCUCGAAGCCCGUAAAACCAAGAAAGGGCGUCAACCCGGGAAGGUAAUCCAGCAGCCGUCGAUUCCAGAGCGCAAUCUUCCUCCGCUGCCCGAGGCCCGGGCACUGGUGCCCAAACCCAUGCCUCAGGUGGUGCCCACCAUGCUGUCACUGCUAAAGGCCAUCGAGCCGGACACCAUCUACGCCGGAUACGACAGCACCAUACCCGACACUUCCACCCGCCUCAUGACCACUUUGAACAGGCUGGGCGGCCGACAAGUCAUCUCUGCGGUCAAAUGGGCCAAAGCUUUGCCAGGGUUCAGGAACCUUCACCUGGAUGAUCAGAUGACCCUCCUACAGUGUUCCUGGCUGUUCCUCAUGUCCUUCGGACUAGGCUGGAGGUCUUACCAGCAGUGUAAUGGAAACAUGCUGUGUUUCGCACCAGACCUGGUCAUUAAUGAAGAGAGGAUGAGGUUGCCCUACAUGAGUGAUCAGUGUGAACAGAUGCUGAAGAUCUCCAAUGAGUUUGUGAGACUGCAAGUGUCCAAUGAGGAGUAUCUGUGCAUGAAAGUCCUUCUGCUCCUGAGCACAGUGCCGAAGGAUGGUUUGAAAAGCCAGUCGGUGUUCGAUGACUUACGAAUGUCUUACAUUAAAGAACUGGGCAAGGCCAUUGUGAAGAGAGAGGAGAACUCCAGCAAGAACUGGCAACGAUUCUAUCAGCUAACUAAGCUACUGGACUCCAUGCACGACAUGGUGGGUGGACUCCUAAACUUCUGUUUCUACACCUUUGUGAAUAAAUCCCUCAGCGUGGAGUUCCCCGAAAUGCUUGCUGAGAUCAUCAGCAACCAGUUACCAAAAUUCAAGGCUGGGAGUGUCAAACCGCUGCUCUUUCACCAGAAGUGAAGCUCCUCCCAGCAGCAGGACACGAUGCCUUAAAACGUCUACCCCGUCCCCUCACUCCCACUCCACCGGGACAGCGGAGGGAGGCGGAGGAAGGCGUAUGUGAGAAAGAGAGAGAGCUGAGGGGUGGGACUGUAUGCAGCACAGAACGCUAUGAUUGACCACAGUAAAGUCAGAGGAAGAGACGGGUAAUUAGAGGAUCUAACCAAGCGGCUGAACUGUUGAAGUGACAUAACCACGAAUCUCAUGGAUAGAUUAUCCCAUACAUGUCGUCUCAGGUGUUUGACUCCCAGCAUCAACUAUUAGUGAAGCUAAUUGUCUAAGGUCACUUACAAUGUAGAGUUCCACACGUCUCUUAUUUUUGGAGCAGAUGCAGCACCACAGCACUUACAGUCCAGUAUGCGCAGAUUAUAUAGUCAAAUCAGAAUAUCCUACUUUUUAAUGUCAGAUGAUAACAGUUUGAAAUAAUCAUUUCAAUAAUAUGUACAGAGAUAAUGGCUUGGUUUAAAAACGAAAUGCGUUUUGUAUGACAUAUCUUCAGUCAUUAACAGAGUUAUACAUAUAUACAGAAAGGGAAAAUACGUGCCUUUUUUUUUUUUCUUCAAAGCUUGUCCUUUUUUAGCCGUGUUUCUUGACUCAUCCACACCAGACAUCUCACACUUCUUCUUCUUGUUCAUAGUUGAUUGUACUUUUAUACCCACUUGCACUUGUAAUUUUAAAAAAACGGCCGUGUUUUUUUUUUUUUUUUUUUUUUUUUGGCAGCUCUGUAAUCAGUAGUGUGAACUUCAAAAAAGUGAUCCUUAUCGAUGACUAUUAAUUUUAUGCCGAUAUCAAUUGAGAAAUGCAAAUCGAGCACUUUUACUCCUUGUAAAUGCUUUAAAGGGGCCGGUUUAGGUUUGCAGCAAAGGUGUUAUUUGCGUCUAAGAAAGCCAUUUAAUAUUAAAUUCACCUGUUAAUUCAUAUAGGAAUUAUGCAAUGUGAAACAUGCGUUUUUUUGUUUUUUUUUGUUUUUUUUUUAAUGUGUGUGUUGUAUUUGUUCCUCGGCUUACAUAGUAAUGCCACAGUAAACAACCAAAAUGAUGAAUGCAGAUUACAGUACCUAUAACAUUCAGGAUUCAUGAAUUUUCAGAUUCAGUACAAUCACAGUUAGCACCAAACAUCAACUCAGGCCCACUUCAUUUAUAUCUGCAGUACUUCUCAAACUCUAGCUCCUGUAUGACAGUGUACAUUUGUAAUUUUUUUUUUUUUUUUUUUUUAUCAGGUCCAGAUUAAUUCUAAUUAAACUAACCUUGACCUGUCUGUUGGUUUAUUCAAACUGUGGUGCAGGCGCAGGGUUUUAACUCUCUGGGAAUUUCUACUCACCUGUAUUGUUCCGAUCUGUUAUUUCUGUGCCAAACAUAUAUUGCUUUCAAUUUGUACAAUCUAAAAACUGUGCUUGUCUUAACAGUUGUCAAAAGUAUAUAUAUAUAUAUAAUAUAUAUAAUAUAUAUAAUAUAUAUAUUCAAGAAAGGGGGCAAAAGAGAAGACCAGACUAUUUUAAAUUUCCUCUGUUGAAGCUUACUACAUCUUGUUUAAUACACAAAUAAACGAUCUCCAGCUUCAGAAGGCUUAGCACUGCAUUGUGUGGUACAGAUUUAGCGAUCAACACUUAUUUUCAAAUUCUAAUCAAUAUCUGAGCAGCACUUUUCACUUUGCUCUUCCGUUCCUACAGAUAUAUAUAAUACAAAUAAACAGAUGUAUUUACAUGAACUUUUGCAACAUGUCUAAUAAAAUGUUCUCUUAGACCUUA
Labeo rohita (rohu) is the source of this 4389-nucleotide messenger RNA. RefSeq names its product nuclear receptor subfamily 3, group C, member 1 (glucocorticoid receptor) (gene nr3c1). The transcript is spliced from 9 exons. Bases 348 to 2603 code for a protein of 751 amino acids. The record is from RefSeq and is a predicted model, not a curated record. NCBI's taxonomy places the organism in Eukaryota, Metazoa, Chordata, Actinopteri, Cypriniformes, Cyprinidae. Gene Ontology annotation, biological process: nuclear receptor-mediated glucocorticoid signaling pathway; regulation of DNA-templated transcription. Gene Ontology annotation, cellular component: nucleus. Gene Ontology annotation, molecular function: steroid binding; zinc ion binding; sequence-specific DNA binding.